AUGGAAACGCCACGUAUGCGCACUUCAUUCUGCAGCUCUGCACCAGCCCAACACUCCCACUUGAUGCUGGAUGGAGGAAGGAGCAGUGAAGGAGGAGAGGAGGAUGAGGGAAGGAAGUGGGAAGGAGGAGGGGAGGAUGAGGGAAGGAAGUGGGAAGGAGGAGAAAGGAAGAGGGAAGCCUCUCCUUUUUCCGCCUCUCCCUUUUCCGCGUCUCCCCUUUCCGCCUCUCCCCUUUCUGCCUCUCCCCUUUCCGUCUCUCCCUUUUCCGCCUCUCCCCUUUCCGCCUCUCCCCUUUCCGCCUCUCCCCUUUCCGCCUCUCCCCUUUCCGCCCUUUCCCCCCUCUCCCCUUUCCGCCUCUCCCCUUUCCGCCUCUCCCCUUUCCGCCUCUCCCGUUUCCACCUCUCCCCUUUCCGCCUCUCCCUUUUCCGUGGCAUGCUAUACAACGGUAUCAAGGCGAAGGGCAGUUUCAGUGAGGGGAAGUGUCACUUUCUGACUCCCCUUCCUUUUCCACUCGCCUCAAAAGCCCUCCCCUCCCCUCCCAUCUCCACUUCCACUAAACCCCCCUCGCUACCCCACCCAGGAGGCAUGCUAUAUGACGGGUUCAAGGCGGAGGGCAGCUACAGUGAGCAGCAGGCGGCCGGCAUGGUGCGGCAGAUAGUGCGGGCGGUGCGCGGCCGGCAUGGUGCGGCAGAUAGUUUGUACGUGUUGGUCCUCAAUGCGCCUUGUAAGGGCAGUGGGGGGAGUGGUGCAUCGGGAUCUCAAGCUCGAAAACCUCCUGCUGCUGGGGGAGAGGAUGCACCCCGGGGAGGAUGCACCCCGGGGAGGAUGCACCCCGGGGAGGAUGCACCCCUCUUGGCCAUUGACUUUGGCCUUUCAACAUUCUUCAGUGCAGUGAGCAAUGCAGUGGUGCCGCAUACUUGGAGCGACGCACCCCUCUUGGCCAUUGGCUUUGAUCUUUCCACGAUCUUUAAGCCGGGGCAGCGCUUUAAGAAGGUGGUUGGCAGUGCGUACUAUGUGGCACCAGAGGCGCUCAGGAGGGACUACGGCAGCGAGUGUGACGUGUGGAGCAUUGGAGGUGUGGUGUGUGCCACUGUGGAGCAUUGGUUGGAGUAA
Molecule: messenger RNA, 1113 nt
Organism: Closterium sp. Naga37s-1
Lineage: Eukaryota; Viridiplantae; Streptophyta; Zygnematophyceae; Desmidiales; Closteriaceae
Source: the annotation of a GenBank genome assembly